Messenger RNA from Amphibalanus amphitrite, 14177 nucleotides. RefSeq names its product dynein beta chain, ciliary-like (gene Dhc93AB). The record is from RefSeq and is a predicted model, not a curated record. Gene Ontology annotation, cellular component: dynein complex. Lineage: Eukaryota; Metazoa; Arthropoda; Thecostraca; Balanomorpha; Balanidae. Gene Ontology annotation, molecular function: ATP binding; dynein light intermediate chain binding; ATP hydrolysis activity. Bases 184 to 13593 code for a protein of 4469 amino acids. The transcript is spliced from 93 exons. Gene Ontology annotation, biological process: microtubule-based movement.
AAUUAUGCGGCGGCGUCUGGUUUGCGGUGAAAUGCGAUUAGGUUUUGCUAAAAUAAUUGUAAUCUUUGAUUAUCCGAGGAUAUAGAAUAGCGACAAUAUGUGCACCGAAGGAUGCUGUCGUUCUGACUAAAAGCGAUAACCGGGCGCUGAGAGCAGCACACGGUCGGCGUCGCUGCCGUUACGAUGGGCGGCGACGACCCGGACCAUCCGGCCGCGUCGGCGUCGGCGUCCGCCGAGGACGUCGACCCGCGCCUCGACUUCCUCUCCGACUAUAUCAGCAAGAGCCUGCGCGUCAAGCUGGAGAAGUGGCAGAAGAUGAUGUCCUCGACGGACACGCGUGCCAUUAUAAUGGAUUUUAUUGACAAGGACCAGCAGGAGCUUCUGGUGAUCACCCAGACCAGCGCAGGCGGUCUGGUCCCUAUUAACGAGUUUCCGGCGGCACCGAAAGCCAAGAGUAUCUACUUCCUCAAACGUGAGAAGAAACCACUGCCCAGGAAGGACAUUCACGAGGCGCUGAUCUUCGGCGAUCUCUCCAACAACCCGCUCGAGCAGCUGUCCGUGCUGGUGGAAAACGUGAUGGUUCCGCUGCUGACGAACCCGGAGAAUCAGAAGGGCUGGCCCAAGGUGGUCUGUCAGGACGUGGAGAAGCACAUCAACGAGCUGAAAGGCACCAUCUACAGGAUGGUCGGACAGAUCAAAGGAAAGACGCUGCUGCCGAUGCCGAUCAACCGAGACCACGUGGCAGAGGCCGAGAGACGCGCUCUAGAAAACGGCGAGCUGGUGGACGUGGAGCUGAAGGGCUCCAUCGAGUCGAUGGUGAUCAAGUGGAACACGCAGGUGGACGAGGUGCUGAAGCGCGACUCGGCGGCGGCACUGGUCGGUGGCCAGAGUCCCGGACCGAUGGUCGAGAUCCAGUUCUGGAACAGCCGCUCGGAGAACCUCGAGUGUAUCUACGACCAGAUGAAGGAGGGUGACGUCAAAAAGAUGGCCAUCAUCCUGGAACAGUCGCGCUCCGCCUACUUCCCCGCCUUCAAGGCCAUGUUCAGAAACGUCGUCUCCGCGCUGACCGAGUCCCAGGACAUCUGUCUGCACCUGAAGCCGCUGGUGCCCCAGAUCGAGGCGUUCGAGUCGGCCGAUCUGACAGACGUGGACGUGCUGCUCCGCCCCCUGAUCCACACUGUGUGUCUGGUGUGGGCCAACUCGCGCUACUAUAGCACGCCCGGGCGGAUCAUUGUGCUGCUGCAGGAGAUCUGCAACAUGUUCAUACAGACGGUCCGGAAUUUCCUCGAUCCGGGAUCGAUAUUCCAAACGGAGGCCGAGGAAGCGAUACAGGGAGUCUACACCUCACUGCGAAUGUCCAAACUGUUCAGACAAGUAUACGAGGAGUACAAGGAGAAGCUGCCCAAGUUUUUCCCGUCUGCCGAGCACGUCAAGCUGUGGGAGUUCCAGCCGGAGCUGGUGUUCUCCCGCUUCAACCGGUUCGUGAAGCGGCUGGAAACCAUCAAGGAGUUUUUCGAGACGUCUCUGGAGUUUCUGAAGCUGGAGAAGGUGGAGGUGGGUGGUAUCCGCGGCAAGGCGCUCAGCUCAGAGGUGGUGGUCGUCUUCAACCAGUUCAACGAACACUACGCCCACUUCGCCGGAGUGAGUUACGACUGUCUGGACCCGGACGACGAGUCGUUUGUAGCCGACUACGAACAGUUCACGGCCCGGGUGCUGGACCUGGACCGGCGCAUGGCCACCUGCGUCUGCCAGGCCUACGACGACUGCGUCUGCAGCGAGUCGGCCUUCAAGCUGAUCACGAUGUGCGGGACGCUGCUGGAGCGGCCCGUCAUACGGGAGAACUUUGACUCCAAGUACACGCUGCUGCUACAGAUGAUACACACCGAGCUGGACGAGGCCAAGGUGGUGUACGACCGUCAGAUGGCGCUGGCCGAGGCCGGCUCGGUGCAGCUGGGACACAACAUGCCGCCGGUGGCCGGCCUGCUGAAGUGGAUGUCCGAGCUGCGAGGACGGGUGGAUAACACCAUCAGCAACUUCCGAGGACUGGAGCACCCUGUGAUCGAGUGCGACUCGGCCCAGCACCUGUACACCAAGUACGACGACCUCGUAACACUCUUGGCCGAACGGGAGCGUGCCGUCUAUGACGACUGGCAGGCUGGCGUCACGGAGCUGAUCCUCAGUAAACUGCAGCUGCCGCUCAUCACUAGGAGCGAGAACGUGGUCGAGGUCAACUUCGACCUGCAGCUGGUGAGUAUCCUUCGCGAGGUCAAGUACCUGCGGCAGCUGGAGCGGGACGACAUACCGGAGGAGGCCGGCAGGAUGGACGACAACGCCAUGAUGUACAGACAGUUUGUCUCCAACCUCGAGCUCAUCUGUAUCUCAUACAACAACCUGCGCCGUAACACGCAGCGGGUCGAGUUCAAGCUGAUCGAGAACCAGGUGAAGGCCAUCGACGAGCAGCUGGCCAAGGCCGUCGACGAACUCUGCUGGACUAGUGACGACGCCUGGGAUUACAUUCAGGAGACACGAGACCUCGUGAUGGACCUGUCCAACCGGGUAUCCAAGUCGCAGAGAAACCUGGAGGUCAUACGAGAGAUGCUGCUCGGUUUCGCCUCGAAGCCUCUGUUUGAGCGGAAGGAGGAUCGACAGAACACACUGCUCAACCUCGAGGAGAAGGAGGAGAGACUCAAGAAAACGUACGCUGCCAUCACCAAGGCUGGUGAGAAGAUCCACCGACUGGUGCGGGAGAACAAGAUUUACCUGAAGGCCGACGGAAAGUCGCGCGCCUGGAGGCACUACGUACACUAUGUCGACGGUAUUGUGGUGGACGAGUUUGCCAAGGUGGUGCAGUGCAGCAUGGGCUACCUACUGGACAACACCGACCCCAAGAUCAACACCCAGCCACUGAUGGAGGCGCGACUCGAGCUCAUCGAGCCCAACGUCCUCUUCAAACCGUCACUCGACUAUCAGGACGAGAACGGCUUCCUGGACAUCACCGAGGGCAUCGUGUCCGACAUCUUCAACAUGUCCACGCUGAUGAAGAAGCUGUCGCGCAAGGUGCACCAAAAGUCCUACCUGGAGGAGCUGGAGGAGAACGAGCGGCUGCGAGAGAUGCGCAACCUGCUGAUGAAUAACAUUCACAGCGUCAUCAGCCAGGCCAAGAACUACCGCAACUCUUUGGACCAGCACAGCUACCUGUGGACCGACGACCGGGCUGAGUUUAUGGAACAGUUCCUCAAGUACGGCCACCAGAUCACGCCGGACGAGAUCGAACAGUUCGGUGAGGACGGUAUUCCCGAGGCCGCGCCCACCCUGGACCAGUUCAAAGAACAGAUCGACAGCUACGAGAAGCUCUAUCUGGAGAUGGAACAAGUCGAGCCAGUGGUUACCUUCGAUACCUGGUUCAGACUCGACUGUAAGCCGUUCAAGGCGGCCCUUCUCAACACGAUAAAACGAUGGAGCCUGCUGUUCAAACAGUAUCUCAUCGACCAUGUGACGAAUAGCCUGCAGGGUCUGGCGGACUUUAUCACGGUGACGGACGCGGGCCUGCUGAACCAGGUGCAGGAGGGCGACUACCAGGGCCUGGUCACCAUGAUGGCCCACCUGAUGGCCGUCAAGGAGCGCACAGAGGCCACCAACACCAUGUUCGAGCCGCUCAAACAGACCAUCGAGCUGCUCAAGACGUAUGAUGUCGAGAUGGCCGAGGAGAUUCACCUCCAGCUGCAGGAGUUACCGGAGAAGUGGCGGAACACAGUGAAGCUCGGCAUACAGGCCAAGCAGCAGGUGGCGCCGCUGCAGGCCAAUGAAGUGGCCAACGUGAGGCGCAGCAUCGCCAGCUUCGAGCUGCGACAGCACGAGUACAGGGAGGCCUUCAGGAAGCUGCUCGUCUUCAGGUACGACUGUUCGACGCCGUACGAGAUCCUGGACAGCACCCACCUGGCCAUUCACGCCAUGGAGACGGAGCUGGCUAAGAUCUCGGCCUCGGCCGCCCUGUUCGAGGUCCAGAUUCCCGACUUCAAACAGCUGAAAAUGUGCAGGAAAGAAGUCCGACUCGCCAAGCACCUCUGGGAUCAGGUGUUUAUCGUGCGGGACAGCAUCGAGGACUGGAAGGGCACCCCGUGGAAGGAAAUCAACGUCGAAAACAUGGACAUCGAGUGCAAAAAGUUCUCCAAGGACAUUCGAGGCAUGGACAAGGAGGUACGCGCCUGGGACACCUACCUGGAGCUGGAGGCCACCGUGAAGAACAUGCUGACCUCGCUAAAGGCCGUCUCCGAGCUGCAGAACCCGGCCAUCCGCACCCGGCACUGGAAGCAACUGAUGGUCGCCACUAAGGUGAAGUUUGUGAUGGACGAGAACACCACGCUGGCCGACCUGCUGGCCCUCAACCUGCACGAGUUCGAGGACGAGGUGAAGAACAUCGUCGACAAGGCCGUCAAAGAAAUGUCCAUGGAGAAGGUUCUCAAGGAGCUGGAUGCCACCUGGACGAUCAUGGAGUUUGAACACGACAAACACGACCGGACGGGGCUGAUGCUGCUCAGGGCCUCCGAGGAGCUCAUCGAGACGCUCGAGGAUAACCAGGUCCAACUGCAGAAUCUGAUGACAUCUAAAUACAUCAGCUUCUUCCUGGAGGAAGUAUCCACGUGGCAGAAGAAACUGAGCAUGGCCGAUCAGGUGAUCUCGAUCUGGUUCGAAGUGCAGCGUACCUGGAGUCACCUGGAGAGCAUCUUUAUCGGCUCAGAGGACAUCAGGCAGCAGCUGCCCGAGGACUCGAAACGCUUCGACGAGAUCGACACCAAGUUCAAGGUUCUGGUGAAGGACAUCAACGUGACGUCGAACGUGGUGGGCGCCACCAACCAGGAGGGUCUGUACGAGCGGCUGGAGGCGCUCCAGGGACAGCUGACUCUCUGCGAGAAGGCGCUGGCAGAGUACCUAGAGACCAAGCGGCUCGCCUUCCCCAGGUUCUAUUUCGUCUCGUCGGCUGAUCUGCUGGACAUUCUGAGCAACGGAAACCAGCCGGAGCUGGUCGCCAAGCACCUGACCAAGCUGUUUGACUCGAUGGCCAAGCUGAAGUUCAAGGAGAGCGGCAGCACUGUUGCGAUGGGGAUGUGGGCCAAGGACGGAGAGUACGUCGAGUUCGACCAGGCCAUCGACUGCGUCGGACCGGUGGAGCAGUGGCUCAACAAGCUGUUGGACCGGAUGCGGUGCACGGUGCGCUACUACAUGACAGAGGCGGUGGUCACAUACGAGGACAAACCCAGGGAGCAGUGGCUCUUCGACUAUCCGGCUCAGGUGUCACUGGCCGGUACUCAGAUCUGGUGGACCACCGAGGUCAACAUCAGCUUCGGCCGGCUCGAGGAGGGAUACGAGAACGCCCUCAAGGACUAUAACAAGAAACAGAUAAACCAGCUGAACUCUCUGAUCACGCUGCUGGUCGGAGACCUGACCAAACAGGAGCGUCAGAAGGUCACCACCAUCUGCACCAUCGACGUCCACUCCCGUGACGUGGUUGGCAAACUGAUCGCUGCCAAGGUGGAGAGCAGCCAGGCGUUCAGCUGGCAGGCCCAGCUCCGGCACAGGUGGGACGAGGAGAUGAAGGACUGUUACGCCAACAUAUGCGACGCCCAGCUGCGCUACAGCCACGAGUAUCUGGGCAACACGCCGCGACUGGUCAUCACGCCGCUCACGGACCGCUGCUACAUCACUCUCACACAGUCACUUCAUCUGAUAAUGGGCGGCGCUCCGGCCGGCCCGGCCGGAACUGGCAAAACGGAGACCACCAAGGACCUGGGCAAGGCGCUGGGCAUCAUGGUCUACGUGUUCAACUGCUCCGAACAGAUGGACUACAAGUCGUGCGGCAACAUCUACAAGGGCCUGGCUCAGACGGGCGCCUGGGGCUGCUUCGACGAGUUCAACCGCAUCUCUGUGGAGGUGCUCUCCGUGGUGGCUGUUCAGGUCAAGUCGGUCCAGGACGCCAUUCGUGACAAGAAGGACCGGUUCAACUUCCUUGGAGACGAGAUCGUCUGCGUGCCCAGUGUGGGCAUCUUCAUCACAAUGAACCCCGGCUACGCGGGACGGACGGAGCUACCCGAGAACCUGAAGGCACUGUUCAGGCCCUGCGCCAUGGUCGUACCCGACAUAGAACUCAUCUGCGAGAUCAUGCUGGUGUCGGAGGGGUUCGUGGACUCUCGCCUGCUGGCCAGGAAGUUCAUCACGCUCUACACGCUGUGCAAGGAGCUGCUGUCCAAACAGGACCACUACGACUGGGGGCUGCGCGCCGUCAAGUCGGUGCUGGUGGUGGCCGGCUCGCUCAAGCGGAGUGACCGCGGUCGACCGGAGGACCAGGUCCUGAUGAGGGCCCUCCGAGACUUCAACGUGCCCAAAAUCGUGACGGACGACGUGCCCGUCUUCAUGGGUCUGAUCUUUGACCUGUUCCCCGCUCUGGAUGUGCCGCGAAAACGAGACAUGGACUUUGAGAAGUCAAUUAAAAAAGCGUGUAUUGAUCUCAAGCUGCAGCCGGAAGACGGAUUCACCCUCAAGGUGGUGCAGCUACAGGAGCUGCUGGACGUGCGACACUCGGUGUUCAUCAUCGGCAACGCCGGCACCGGCAAGACCAUGGUGUGGAAGACGCUCUUCCGCACCCACCAGAACCUGAAGCGGCGGCCCUACUUCAACGACCUCAACCCCAAGGCGGUGACCAACGACGAGCUGUUCGGCAUCAUCAACCCGGCCACGCGAGAGUGGAAGGACGGUCUUCUGUCGACUCUGAUGCGCGACAUGGCUAAUUUGACGACGGACGGCCCGCGGUGGAUUGUACUGGACGGAGACAUCGACCCCAUGUGGAUCGAGUCGCUCAACACCGUCAUGGACGACAACAAGGUGCUGACGCUGGCCUCCAACGAGCGUAUCGCCCUCACCCCGACGAUGCGGCUGCUGUUUGAGAUCGCCACUCUGAAACACGCUACUCCGGCCACCGUGUCGCGGGCCGGUAUACUCUACCUGAACCCGCAGGACCUCGGAUGGAACCCCUUCGUGAGCAGCUGGAUCGAGACGCGCGACAUCCAGUCGGAGAAGGCCAACCUGAUGAUCCUCUUUGACAAAUACGUGCCGGCCUGUCUGGAGGUGCUGCGCACGCGCCUCAAGAAGAUCACCCCCAUCCCGGAGAUAUCGCACAUUCAGAUGCUCUGCAAUCUGCUCGACUGUAUGCUGACGCCGGACCGAGUGCCGGCCGACUCUCCCAAGGAGCUAUACGAGCUCUACUUCUGCUUCUGCUGCGUCUGGGCCUUCGGAGCCAGCAUGUUCCAGGACCAGGUGGGCGACUACCGUACCGAGUUCUCUCGCUGGUGGAUGAACGAGUUCAAGUCGGUCAAGUUCCCCGCUCAGGGCACCGUGUUCGACUACUACAUCGACAAGGAGUCGCAGAAGUUCAUGCCGUGGUCGGCCAACGUGUCCUCGUUCGAGCUGGACCCCGACAUGCCGCUCCAGGCCGUACAAGUACCGACGCCUGAGACGACCCGCCUGCGGUUCUUCAUGGACAAACUGAUGGAGAAGCGGCACCCGGUGAUGCUGGUCGGCCCGCCGGGCUCCGGUAAAACGGUGCUCAUCAACGACAAACUGAGUCAGCUCUCCGAGGAUUACAUGGUGACACGAGUGCCGUUCAACUUCUACACCACAUCCGAGAUGCUGCAGCGAGUGCUGGAGCGGCCGCUGGAGAAGAAGGCCGGCAGAAACUACGGACCGCCCGGCAGCAAGAAGAUGGUCUACUUCGUGGACGACAUGAACAUGCCGGAGGUGGAUCUGUACGACACAGUCCAGCCGCACACAAUGCUGCGUCAACACCUGGAUUACGGCCACUGGUACGACCGCACCAAGCUCUCCCUAAAGGAGAUACACAACGUGCAGUACGUGGCGGCCAUGAACCCGACGGCCGGCAGCUUCACCAUCAACCCGCGACUGCAGAGACACUUUGCCGUGUUCGCUACCAGUUUUCCGGGCGCCGAGUCUCUGUACACCAUCUACAACUCGAUCCUGCACCAGCACCUGAGCAGCCCGCUCAACAAGUUCGCCCACCCCAUCGUCAAGAUGUGCAACAGCAUCGUGCAGUCGGCGUUCACGCUGCACCAGAAGGUGUCGCAGAGCUUCCUGCCCACCGCCAUCAAGUUCCACUAUGUGUUCAACCUGCGGGACCUCAGCAACAUCUUCCAGGGCCUGUUGUUCUGUAACAGCGAGUCGGUUAAGACGCCCAUGGACCUGGUCCGUGUGUGGCUGCACGAAUCAGACCGUGUGUACGGCGACAAACUGGUCGACGACGAGGACAACACCUCCUUCCAGAAGAUACUCACCGACAUCGUCAAAAAGGGAUUCGAGGACAUGGACGAGUCGGUGGUGAUGGCCAAACCCAACAUCUGGUGCCACUUCGCCAAGGGAAUCGGAGACCCCAAGUACAACGAGAUAAACGGCUGGCCGAUGCUGAGCCGGCUGCUGAAGGAGGGUCUCGAGUCGUACAACGAGAUCAACGCCGCAAUGAACCUGGUGCUCUUCGAGGACGCCAUGAUGCACGUCUGCAGAAUCAACCGUAUCCUGGAGUCUCCGCGCGGUAACGCGCUGUUAGUGGGAGUCGGCGGCAGCGGCAAACAGUCACUCUCCCGACUGGCGGCCUUCAUCUCCGGACUGGAGGUGUUCCAGGUCACGCUGAAAAAGGGAUACGGCAUACCCGACCUCAAGGCGGACCUGGCUGCGCUGUACCAGAAGUCGGGCCUGAAGAACGUCGGCACCGUGUUCCUGAUGACGGACAGCCAGGUGGCGGAGGAGAAGUUCCUGGUGCUCAUCAACGACCUGCUGGCCAGCGGCGAGAUCCCCGACCUGUUUCCCGACGACGAGGUCGAGAACAUCAUCGGAGCCGUCAGAAACGAGGUGAAGGCUGCAGGUCUUCAGGACACGCGCGACAACUGCUGGCGCUUCUUCAUCGACAAGGUGCGCCGCAUGCUGAAGGUGGUGCUGUGCUUCUCACCGGUGGGCACCACGCUCCGGGUCAGGGCCCGUAAGUUCCCGGCGCUGAUUAACUGCACCAACAUCGACUGGUUCCACGAGUGGCCGGAAGAGGCGCUGGUGUCCGUGUCGCAGCGCUUCCUCAGCGAGGUCAAGGAGCUGCCGGAGGACCUAUCUGCCCGGGCAGCCCAGUUCAUGUCCUACGUGCACAUGUCCGUCAACGAGAUGUCCAAGGUGUACCUUCAGAACGACAAGCGAUACAACUACACCACGCCCAAGUCGUUCCUCGAGCAGAUCGCGCUGUACAGCAAGCUGCUGCGCUUCAACGUCGAGGACCUGACGUCCAAGAUCAGUCGGCUGGAAAACGGACUGGAGAAACUGAAAAACACCAGCUCGCAGGUGGACGACCUGAAGGCCAAGCUGGCCUCCCAGGAGGUGGAACUCAAAUCCAAGAACGAGGCGGCCGACAAACUGAUCCAGAUCGUCGGCAGGGAGACAGAGACUGUCACCAAGGAGAAAAACAUCGCCGACGAGGAGGAGAAGAAGGUGAACGUCAUCACCAUAGAGGUGGGGAAGAAGCAGCGCGAGUGCGAGGCCGACCUGAUGAAGGCCCAGCCGGCGCUGGACGCCGCCAAAGAGGCCCUCGACACACUCAACAAGAAUAACCUGACGGAGCUGAAGUCGUUCGGCUCGCCUCCUCCCGCCGUGGUGAACGUCACCGCCGCCGUCAUGGUGCUGCUCGCCCCCGGCGGAAAGGUGCCCAAGGACAGAUCCUGGAAGGCCUGCAAGGUGAUGAUGGCGAAGGUGGACAGCUUCCUGGACGAGCUGAAGACGUACGACAAGGAGAACAUCCACGCCGAGUGUCUGAAGGCCAUCAGGCCGUACCUGGCCGACCCGCAGUUCAACGCCGACUUCAUACGCUCCAAGUCGCUGGCCGCCGCCGGUCUGUGCGCCUGGGUGAUCAACAUCAUCAAGUUCUACGAGGUGUACUGCGAGGUGGAGCCCAAGCGACUGGCUCUGGAGGCGGCCAACGCCGAGCUGGCGGCCGCCCAGGAGAAGCUGGCACAGAUCAAGGACAGAGUCAUGGCCCUGGAGGAGACGCUGGGCAAGCUGACUGCCGACUUUGAGGAGGCCACCUCGGACAAGAUCAAGUGUCAGAAGGAGGCCGACGCCACGGCGUACGUCAUUGACCUGGCCAACCGGCUGGUGGGCGGUCUGGCCUCCGAGAACGUCCGAUGGGCAGAGAGCGUCGCCAAGUUCCGUGAGCAGGAGACGACCAUUCCCGGCGACGUGCUGCUGGUGACGGCCUUCAUCUCGUACGUGGGCUGCUUCACCAAACAGUACCGCACCGAGCUGCUCGACAAAAUGUGGUUCCCGCGCAUCAACAAACUCGAGAUCGCCACCACUCCGGAGCUGGACCCUCUGUCGCUACUGACGGACGAGGCUCAGAUAGCUACCUGGAAUAACGAGGGUCUGCCCAACGACCGGAUGUCGGCCGAGAACGCCACCAUACUGACCAACUCGGACCGAUGGCCGCUCAUGAUCGACCCGCAGCUGCAGGGCAUCAAGUGGAUCAAGACGCGUUACGGCGCCGACCUGCAGGUGAUCCGACUGGGCCAGCGCGGCUAUAUGGACGUUGUCGAACAGGCCAUCUCCGGCGGAUCGGUGGUACUCAUUGAGAACAUUGGCGAGUCGGUCGACCCCGUGCUGGACCCUCUGCUGGCCAGGAACCUCAUCAGGAAGGGGACAGCGAUCAAGCUGGGCGACAAGGAGGUGGAGUACAGUCCCAACUUCCGUCUGAUCCUGCACACCAAGCUGGCCAACCCGCACUACAAGCCCGAGAUGCAGGCGCAGACGACGCUGAUCAACUUCACCGUGACGCGGGACGGCCUGGAGGACCAGCUGCUGGCUGAGGUGGUCAAGGCAGAGCGGCCCGACCUCGAGGAACAAAAGUACAACCUGACGAAGCAGCAGAACGAGUUCAAGAUCCUGCUGAAGAAGCUGGAGGACAACCUGCUGUCUCGCCUGUCGUCUGCGGGCGGUAACUUCCUGGGAGACACGGAGCUGGUGGAGAACCUUGAGUACACCAAGGCCACCGCCGCCGAGGUCCAGGAUAAGGUGAUAGAGGGCCGUGAGACGUCCAUCAAGAUUGACGAGGCCCGUGAGCUGUACCGGCCGGCGGCCACACGCGCCUCGCUGCUCUACUUUAUCCUCAACGACCUGCACAAAAUCAACCCCAUCUACCAGUUCUCGCUCAAGGCGUUCAGCGUGGUGUUCCACAAGGCGAUGACAGACGCCGUGCCGGCCGAGGAGGUCAAGGACCGCGUGGAGAACCUCAUCGACAGCGUCACCUACAGCGUCUUCAUGUACACGACACGCGGCCUCUUCGAGUGCGACAAGCUCAUCUUCACCGCACAGAUGGCUUUCCAGAUUCUGCUGACGAGUAAGGAGAUCCAGUUCCCGGAGCUGGACUUUCUGCUGCGGUUCCCCAUCACGCCGAACGUCACGUCGCCCGUGGACUUCCUCACCAACGUGCUCUGGGGCGCCAUCAAGUCGCUGAGCAGCAUGGAUGAGUUCAAAAACCUGGACCGCGACAUCGAGGGCUCGGCGAAGCGCUGGAAGAAGUUCUGUGAGUCCGAGCUGCCCGAGAAGGAGAAGUUCCCGCAGGAGUGGAAGAACAAAACGGCGCUGCAGCGUCUGUGUAUGAUGCGCGCGCUCCGUCCCGAUCGGAUGACGUACGCCGUCAGGUGUUUCAUCGAGGAGCGUCUGGGCUUCAAGUACAUCGAGGGCCGCAGCGUGGAGUUUGCCAAGUCGUUCGAGGAGUCCGGGCCGUCCACACCCAUCUUCUUCAUUCUGUCGCCCGGCGUCGACCCGCUGAAGGACGUGGAGAAGCUCGGCCGUAAGCUCAAGUUCACGUUCGACAACCGCAACUUCCACAGCGUAUCGCUGGGCCAGGGUCAGGAGGUGGUGGCUGAGGAGGCGCUGGAGGUGGCCGCCAAACACGGCCACUGGGUCAUCCUGCAGAACAUCCACCUGGUGAAGAACUGGCUCCCGCGUCUGGAGAAGCGCAUGGAGACCAACAGCCUGAACGGACACAGAAAGUACCGCGUGUUCAUGUCGGCAGAGCCGGCCGCCACGCCCGACGCACACAUCAUACCGCAGGGUAUUCUGGAGUCGGCCAUUAAGAUCACCAACGAGCCGCCGACUGGGAUGUUUGCCAACUUGCACAAGGCGCUGGACAACUUCAACCAGGACACACUGGAGAUGUGCUCCAAGGAGGCCGAGUUCAAGUCGAUCCUGUUCUCGCUGUGCUACUUCCACGCCGUGGUGGCCGAGAGGAGGAAGUUCGGACCGCAGGGAUGGAACAGAAACUAUCCAUUUAACGUCGGCGACCUGACGAUCAGCGUCAACGUGUUGUACAACUACCUGGAGGCCAACAGCAAGGUGCCGUGGGAGGACCUGCGGUAUCUCUUCGGGGAGAUCAUGUACGGAGGACACAUCACUGACGACUGGGACCGACGGCUCUGCAAGACCUAUCUGGAGGUCUACAUGCACCCUGAUCAGCUGGAAGGCGACCUGUUCUUCGCUCCCGGUUUCCCGAGUCCGCCCAACUCGGACUUCAAGGGCUACCACGGCUAUAUUGACGAGAAUCUGCCGCCCGAGUCGCCCUACCUGUACGGACUGCACCCCAACGCCGAAAUCGGAUUUCUGACGGCCACCUCUGAUAACCUGUUUCGGACGGUGUUUGAGCUCCAGCCGCGCGACUCGGGGGGAGGCGCCGGAGUCACCGUCACACGAGAGGAAAAGGUGAAGCAGAUCCUGGACGACAUCGUGGACAAGCUGCCCGACGAGUUCAACAUGGCCGAGAUCAUGGGCAAGGUCGAGGACCGCACGCCCUACGUGGUCGUCGCAUUCCAGGAGUGUGAGCGGAUGAACAUGUUGACUGGGGAGAUCCGACGUUCUCUGAAGGAGCUCGACCUCGGGCUCAAGGGCGAGCUGACCAUCACUGCCGAGAUGGAGGACCUCAGUAACUCCCUGUUCAUGGACACGGUGCCCGCCUCGUGGACCAAGCGCGCCUACGCGUCCAUGCACGGCCUGACAGUGUGGUACUCGGAUCUGCUGCUCAGGGUCCGGGAGCUCGAGAACUGGACCUCGGAUUUCCAGCUGCCGGCCUCUGUGUGGCUGGCGGGCUUCUUCAACCCGCAGUCGUUCCUCACGGCUAUCAUGCAGAGCACGGCCAGAAAGAACGAGUGGCCGCUGGACAGAAUGUGUCUGCAGUGCGACGUCACUAAGAAGAACAAGGAGGACUUCUCUUCGGCGCCCCGCGAGGGCGCCUACGUGCACGGUCUGUUCAUGGAGGGCGCCCGCUGGGACACGGGCGCCGGAUCCAUCGUCGACUCCAAGCUCAAGGAGCUCUACCCCAUGAUGCCGGUCAUAUUUAUCAAGGCCAUGACCCAGGACAAGCAGGACACCCGGAACGUGUACGAGUGUCCCGUCUAUAAGACGCGGAUGCGCGGACCCACCUUCGUCUGGACGUUCAACCUGAAAACGAAGGAGAAGGCCAGCAAGUGGGUCCUGGCCGGAGUCGCCCUGCUGCUGCAGAUUUAGGCACUCCGGUCAACCUUUAGUCAGCGCUUAGUCAACUAUACAUACUCAACGUCUAGUCAACGUCCGACCGUCUAGUCAGCUUCCCAAUUUCUUUGUGGGACGGUUUUCGCGUGUCUGUGAUAUCAGAAUCGUGUGAUUGCGGUGGGCUAAAUUGAAUGUCAGCUAGUCGCAAGCCGUGACGAAAAUGGCUUAUAGAGGAGACGAUAGAAAAAUGGCAAGUUGUGCUGAGUGACGGCACGUCUGUUACAUUUACCGGGAGGCAUGCCCUUUAUCCACCCCACCCUAUGCUGUUAAAAAAUGUUUAACGUUUGUCUUUGUUCCUAUUCGAUCCCGAGAAAAAAAAAACACGAUUGGGGACAAUGAAGUCAUGUUAGAUACAACGUUCCGUCCACGUUACUCCCCCGUCCAUCUUGUAGCAUUGUUAUCCCAUUGUCAUCGAGCUUCAAAUUUCCGGUAUUGAAACAUAUCAUAUUGGCAUUCUUAGCAUGACCAUAUUUUUGUAGAAUGUCGCUUGUUACGAAUGAAACCCACCUACCUAUAAUAUACAUAUCAAAUAAUUGAGAAAUAUAUUUGAUCUCGAACAA